AUGUCUGUCAAUAAUACUACUACUACUAAUACUACUAAUACUACUAAUACUACUAAUACUACUAAUACUACUAAUUCCAUUAAUGGAAUGGAGGAAUCAAUGAUUAAAUCUUCCGAGGUCUCAAGUGUACCAAUUAAUGAAAACAAAAGAAGCAGAGAUCAAGAAAAUACGUUUAAAAAAGGAAAGGCAAAAGGCAAACGGUUUAAAGAACCCCCUCUUGCCGAUCCAAUUUCACAUGAGGGUGUUCUCAUAACAGAUAUCAAAAGUUUUUUGAAGACCAAAGAAGUUUCUGUCGAGGAUGUAACGAAUGAUUUAAAGGAAUUUUUUUCUCGUCCUAAAGGAACGUCUCACCCCGAGCAUAAAAAUGUUUUGGUAAAGAUUGAAGCGAUUUCCAGUAUUGGUGAAGGUAUCGGCUUGGUAAAAAUAUCUGAAGAUGAUUCAAAUACUCAGGGUAUUACCUUGCAACCUAAAUAUCAGGUUGUUGUCGUUCCUUUCACUGUAGUUGGAGAUGAAGUAGAAGCUAAAAUUUAUAACACUCAAAAACUUUACUUCAAAGCUGAUUUAAUAAAGGUUAUGGUACCAUCACCUAAACGAGAUGACUCUUUAAUUAACUGUCAAUAUUUUGGGAAAUGUUCUGGUUGUCAAUAUCAGAUGCUGGAUUAUAAAGACCAACUAGAGAUCAAGCGAAACGUGAUUGUCAAUGCAUACAAACACAACUCCAAUUUAGAUCCAAUUAAUGUUCCUCAUAUUGAGGAAACAGUUGGCUCACCAUUAAAAUAUAACUACAGAACAAAGCUAACACCUCAUUUUGACAUUCCAAGAAAAACACCUGAAACUGCUCCACCUGUGGGUUUUGGACAACCCGGAAGAAAAACAAUUCUUGAUAUUGAGGAGUGUUCUAUCGGCACGUCUGUUGUUAAUGGUGGUUUGAAGAAACAAAGAUCGUGGUUUCAAGAAAAUUUCAAGCAAUAUAAACGUGGAGCUACUUUUCUUCUUCGAGAGAAUACAAUUUUGAAACAAAACGCUGAGCAACUUCAGGAUACUGAAAAUAAGCUUCAGGAAAUAAACUUGAGCAAGGGGGAAAAAGAAAAGGUUUGCUCUACUAGCACCAAGGAUAUUAUCACGGAAUAUGUUGGCGAUUACAUAUUUACAUAUCCAGCAUCUUCAUUUUUUCAAAACAAUAAUUCUAUUUUGACAUUGGUAACAAAUUAUGUGCGCGAUAAUAUCAAGCUUCCACAGACAGGUCAGCCGCCAACUUUUUUGGUAGAUACAUAUUGUGGUUGUGGUCUAUUUGCCAUCACUUGCUGUGGCAAAGCUGAAAAAGUUAUUGGGGUUGAAAUCUCUCAAGAUAGCGUUAAGUACGCGAGAAAAAAUGCUGAGCUUAAUAAUGUUAAAGCCGAAUUUAUCGUGGGUCAAGCAGAAAAAAUUUUUGAUGGUGUAACAACAGAUCCCAAUCAGACUUCAAUAAUUAUUGAUCCUCCUAGAAAAGGAUGUGAUGUUCAAUUUUUAGACCAAUUGCUAGAUUUCAGACCUGCUAAAAUUGUUUAUGUCAGCUGUAACGUUCAUUCUCAAGCUCGGGAUAUAGGAUAUAUUUUGAACUCAGAGAAAGGAAAGGUUUACAAAAUUGAAAGUAUUAGAGGAUUUGAUUUUUUUCCACAAACGCAUCAUGUUGAAAGUGUUGCUGUACUAUCAUUAAAAUCUUGA
Molecule: messenger RNA, 1704 nt
Organism: Magnusiomyces paraingens
Lineage: Eukaryota; Fungi; Ascomycota; Dipodascomycetes; Dipodascales; Dipodascaceae
Exons: 1
Coding region: 1-1704 (567 amino acids)
Biological process (GO): tRNA processing
Molecular function (GO): tRNA (uracil(54)-C5)-methyltransferase activity, S-adenosyl methionine-dependent
Source: RefSeq, a predicted model, not a curated record